Lathyrus sativus (Indian pea) is the source of this 258-nucleotide messenger RNA. The record is from the annotation of a GenBank genome assembly. Lineage: Eukaryota; Viridiplantae; Streptophyta; Magnoliopsida; Fabales; Fabaceae.
AUGCUGCAAUUGGAUGCUCAGGCAGUGAUAAAUUGUAUUAACGGUUCGAUUUUUAUUGCUGAUUUGGACGCUGUUUUUGUUGAAUGUAGAUUGUUAGUUAAGGAUUUUAAUAGUGUUAUUCUGAUGUUUAUUAGUAGAUUAUGUAACUUGGAUGCUCACCAUAUGAUUGGAAUUGGUAAGUCAUUAGGUUUUAGAACUUGGACUAGCCACAUUCCCACCUUAAGCAUUCCUCCUUGUUCUGUUUUUUCUUCUUCUUAA